AUGGAGCCCCAUAAUCUCCCACCAGCCUACGAAGACUCAGGCCACAACAAUAGCAACCCGUCUCAAGACGCCCCGGCCGAACCGCCAUCCUAUGCAUUGGCUGCCGAUUCAGACCCGCGGGAGCAGCUCUUCGGCAGCGAACUCCCGUCGCUCGUCCUCAACGGUGUCCAGAUCCAUCCCGUCGGCCGCCCCGAUCAGCCGCUGUAUGAGCUCAGCACCCGGAUCUCAGAUGGCAACCGUGGGAUAUGCGGCGUGGAGAAGGUCAUGUACCGCCUGACUGACCACUCGGGCGAGGGCAGCGUCCGCGCCCGGACCCGUCACAUCUACGACGUCCGCCCGCAGGCCCUCAGCCUCCACGUGUUUGGCCACGUCGACGUCAUGGGCAAGCUUGGGCCGAAGAGCACGUACAAGCACAGGGAGCUGGUGACGAGGCGGCCGAACUGGUCGGUGUGCGAGGUGAAAGAUGCCCUCCAAGUGAAGGAAGGGUUCAGGAUCAAGCUGCUCCAGAAGGAGAAGCCCGUUGAGUGGAAGGACAAGGAGGGACGUGUCGUUGCGUUGGAGACGAACCCGCCCAAACCCAAGGACAGCUCAAUAGAGGUCCAGCCCCGUCUGGACAUCCAGUCUGCUGCCCUGGAUGCCAAGGACUUUGAUUUUCUGGUAGCGUGCUGGAUAGGCCGGCUUUGGAGGAUUUACCAGAUUCACAAUGAGGAACCCUUCAGCUGGGAUAAGUUCAAACGAAUAAGUGCCCAAUCUCCGGUGAAAGGACCAGGAAUUUAUACAUGA
Messenger RNA from Clonostachys rhizophaga, 783 nucleotides. The record is from the annotation of a GenBank genome assembly. NCBI's taxonomy places the organism in Eukaryota, Fungi, Ascomycota, Sordariomycetes, Hypocreales, Bionectriaceae.